Brassica oleracea var. oleracea is the source of this 2865-nucleotide messenger RNA. Its product is annotated as probable LRR receptor-like serine/threonine-protein kinase At4g36180. The record is from RefSeq and is a predicted model, not a curated record. Gene Ontology annotation, molecular function: protein binding. Lineage: Eukaryota; Viridiplantae; Streptophyta; Magnoliopsida; Brassicales; Brassicaceae. The transcript is spliced from 3 exons. The coding region runs from base 74 to 2764 and encodes 896 amino acids.
ACCUAUCUCUGACAAAUAUUCAAUCUAUCUAAUUUCUAAUUCAGUUUGUGUACCACAGGAAAAGAUAACAAUAAUGAGAACAUACGAGAGAUAUUGGUGGUGGGUUAAGGAGAAGAAGCAGAUGGCUUUGGUGUUGUUCAUGAUAGUAACAUUGAUGCUUCAACUCCAGAUGAAAGGAUGUGUGGGUUGUCUGGAAACUGAACGAACGGGUCUUCUGCAACUCAAGUCGUAUCUCAAGAAUGGUUUUGAAGUAGAAGAAGAAAGCAUGAUGAAAUCAUGGAGUCAUGAUGAUCCUAGCAGUGAUUGCUGCCACUGGGAAAGGGUAAAGUGUAGUGACGCUACCGGUGGCCACGUAGUCCACCUCUCGCUUAAAGACCUCAUACUCGCCAGUUAUGCGUUAGAAAACCAGUCUCUAAAUCUGUCUUUGCUCCAUAGCUUCCCUCGGCUCCAAAGUCUUGACUUAUCAUUCAACAAGUUCAGUGACUUGUUUGAUCCCAUCAACGGUGCAGUGCUUCCUUCAUCUUUACACGUACUGGAUCUUGCAGAAAAUCAACUAUCAUCGAGCCCAAAAGAGAUUUGCACAUUAAUGAAUCUUCGAGAGCUGAAUUUAAGAUCCAAUGCUUUGACAAAUCUUCCUUAUUGUCUAGCUAACUUAAGCCGUCUUCGAACUCUUGAUCUAUCGGGAAACCAAAUGAAUGGAGACUUGUCUUCCUUUGUAUCUGGUCUACCAUCAGCGCUUGAGUACUUGUCCCUGUUGGAUAAUGACUUCAACGGUUCGUUCUGCUUCAGUUCACUAGCAAAUCACACAAGACUCACAGUAUUCAUGCUGUCAUCGAAAGUUGGUAUGAUCCAAGCUCAGGCUGAGACCUCCUGGUUUCCACCGUUUCAGUUGAAGAUGCUAAAGCUAAAGAACUUCAAUCUUGGCAGCACGAUUCCUAGCUUCCUUGCUCAUCAACAUGACUUACGCCUCAUUCAUAUUACUUAUAGCCAGUUGAAAGUACCCUUUCCUGGUUGGCUUGUGCAGAAUAAUACAAGGCUGGAGUCUAUUAUACUGAACAACAAUUUGUUGACAGAGCUUCGACUACCUAGGCUUGUUCAUGGCCUACAAUAUCUUGAUAUCUCCAGUAAUAGGAUAUACGAUUCAAUUCCAGAAGACAUAGGGAUUGUUUUUCCACAUCUGAAGUUUAUGAACUUUUCUUCAAAUCAUAAUCGUGGAACCAUUCCAUCUUCAUUGGGCGAGAUGAAAAGUCUAUACUUCUUGGACAUGUCUUAUAAUCGUCUAUAUGGUCAGCUACCCAAAACUUUUUUUCGUGGUUGCUACUCGCUGACGUAUCUGAGGCUCUCCAAUAACCAACUCCAGGGGAAAGUAUUUCCGAGCCAUGCAAAUCUUACUAGUUUAGUUAGGUUGUUUCUUGAUGGCAACCGUUUUGAUGGGAGUCUCGAAAAAGGUUUGUUGAACUCAAAGACUCUUGAACUGUUGGACGUAUCAGAUAAUAGCUUUUCCGGCACACUUCCAUAUUGGAUUGGUAAAAUCUCAAACCUAUCUUUUCUAUACAUGAGGGGAAACAAGCUAAAAGGUCAGGUGCCUCAUCAACUACAAAAUCUACAGCUUGUGGUUUUAGACAUGUCAAACAACAGAUUUUCUGGUUUCAUUCCAGGGUAUUUUAAUGUUUUGUCUCUCAGAGAAUUAAGGCUAGAUAGCAAUGAGUUCAUGGGCCCAGUUCCGAGCUAUUUAUUCAAGUCUAAGGUAUUACAGGUGCUCGAUUUGCGGCACAACAGUCUUUCUGGAAUGAUUCUGAAUACUACUAUUGGAAAUACAUCCGACUUAGUAGCUCUUCUUCUAGGGAAUAAUAGCUUUCAGACUCAUAUCCCUGACAAAAUAUGUCAGCUAAGUAAAGUUGGUCUCUUGGACUUAUCUCACAACAAAUUCAAAGGCGCCAUACCCUCAUGUUUUGGUAAAAUGCCUUUUGGUGCCCAACCAUACGACGACCUUACAUUCGGUCCAUAUGGUUACACACAACAAUUGGCAUUCUUCCAAAGUUGGAGCUAUACAUCAGCUCUUGACCUUCUUGAUAACGAAGUAGAGGUUGACUACGAGUCAAUAGCAGAAUUUGUAGCGAAUUUUUUAUCGAAAAGCAGAUAUGAAACAUAUCAAGGUGAUAUUCUUCGAUAUAUGUAUGGUUUGGAUUUGUCAAGCAACCAAUUAUCCGGUGAGAUUCCAGUUGAAGUUUGGGAUCUUAAGAUCAUCAGAUCCCUGAAUUUUUCGAGCAACCGCCUCAUCGGCUCCAUACCAGAUAGCAUUUCAAAGCUGGAGAAUUUGGAGAGUUUGGAUUUAUCUAACAACAAGUUACAUGGAAACAUCCCUCCUCAGCUAGCUGAUCUCAACAGUUUAGGAGUCUUCAAUAUCUCAUUUAACAAUUUUUCAGGUGAAAUCCCUUUCAAAGCCCAUCUUAUGACCUUUGACGAAAAGAGUUACAGAGGCAAUCCUCAUCUCUGUGGAAUUCCUACCAAUAAAAGUUGCAACCUCGAGGGAGCCACAGAGACAAGUGCAUCAAAGCGGGCCACAGAGGAAGAAGAAGAAGGUGAUGGUGUGAUAGAUAUGGUGUGGUUUUAUUGGACUUGUGGUGCAGUCUACAUCACCACAUCAUUGGCUUUGUUUGCGUUUCUAUGCAUAGACUCACGUUGGUCACGUGAAUGGUUUUAUCGUGUUGAUGUAUUGGUUCAUCAUCUUCAACGCUUCAAGGAUGGCUUCAUCUGCAACUGAGCCUAAGGUGCACUAUUACCAUACAUUCCUCUUUAUAUAGAAAGAAAGAUCUGUCAUGUUUGGUGUUAUUUAUGUUGUAUUAUGUUUGAAUAUGGACAAUC